Molecule: messenger RNA, 3530 nt
Organism: Episyrphus balteatus (marmalade hoverfly)
Lineage: Eukaryota; Metazoa; Arthropoda; Insecta; Diptera; Syrphidae
Product: zinc finger protein 91-like
Exons: 2
Coding region: 200-2242 (680 amino acids)
Biological process (GO): regulation of transcription by RNA polymerase II; central nervous system development
Cellular component (GO): nucleus
Molecular function (GO): RNA polymerase II cis-regulatory region sequence-specific DNA binding; DNA-binding transcription factor activity, RNA polymerase II-specific
Source: RefSeq, a predicted model, not a curated record
UAAAACCAAGUGAAGGUUUGUAUUUCAAAAGAUAAAUAAAACAAAAAUCUUGAAAAUUCUAUUCUUCUUUAAAUAACAUAAUUUUAAUAAGAUAUUUUCAAGAACUAAGAUAUGAGCAAAUCACUGGUUGCGCACAUAGCAAAAAGUCAACCUUCUUAUCUUUAACCAAAUCACACACAACAUCCUCUUCCUAAAAAUCAUGGCACAAGAAUCCAUCAAUGAUGUCACACCUUUUCAACUCGAUGAUUCAAACAACUGUGAGUGGAAUUACGUUUGGGAUCCAAACCUAUGUAAAACAACACUUAAACUAAUCACAUCAAAGGUCUACACUCCACCAGUUUUACCUUCAUCGUCAAUACCAAAAGAACCAAGUCGAGAUCGAUACUACGUAUGUCACUUCGAUGGAUGCAAUAGAACCUUUGCCAAGGACUAUGCUAGUUGGUAUAAAACUCACUUGCAAAGACAUUUGCCAGAUUGUGAGAGGCCUUUUCAAUGUGAUUAUCCUGAAUGUACAAGAGGUUUUGUCAAGCAACGUGAAUUUGAAACACACAAACGUUCUCAUACGGGAGAAAAACCUUAUAAAUGUGAACAAUGCGGUAUGAGUUUUUAUACACCAUCUCACUUGAAAAGACACGUUAAAAGUCACAUCAAAUUAUUAAAAACAAAAAAAAAACUUUUGAUAAAGGCUCGUUUAGAGAAAGCUUCUUGUAGUUCUGAUCCUAACGAUGAUGUUGAAAUGCAAGAAGAAACUGAUGAAUCUGAAAUGUCUUCUGACUCUGAAUCAUCUGAUGAAUCCGAUUCUUCUAAGCCAAAAAAUAAGCCGCCAACUGAGAAAAAACACAAAUGUCCUGAAGAAGGAUGUGGGGAAGCUUUCCGCUGUGCAAGUUUGCUUAUGAGGCACAGUUUAACGCACUCGGGGCACAAGCCUUAUAAAUGCGAUAAAUGUGGUAAAGGCUUUAUGAGACCAGACUAUCUAACUAAACACCUCAAAGCUCAUCUCAAUAACCCAAAGUUUAGACCUUUUAAAUGCAAUCAUCCCGAUUGUACAAAAAGGUUCGUCAAAAAUGAUGAGCUAGUUUCUCAUAUGCAAACUCACACCCAGAGUAACAAACUCCACAAGUGUGAGAAAUGCAAUAAAACGUUCAGACGCAUUAACUUCUUGAACAAACAUAUGCAAGUCCACAAACUAGAAGGGGAAGGAAAAAAUGUUCCUUCGGAAGAAGCUAUUACAGUUGGGAAUGUCCCUUCGGAAGAAGAUAGCGCUGGUGUAAAUGUCGCUUCAGAAGAAGUUAGUGCUGGUGUUGAUGCAGACAAAACCACUGACUUGGAAGGUGAGAAAAAACACAAAUGUCCGGUAGAAGGAUGUGGGGAAGCAUUUAGAUUUCCAUUGUUGCUUGAACGGCACACUUAUAUGCACUCUGGUCAUAAGCCUUUAGAAUGCUAUAAAUGUGGUAAAGGAUUUUUUAUACCUUACUAUCUAAAUAAACACCUCAAAGCUCACCUCAAAAAAGGAAAAAAUGUUUCUUCAGAUGAAGAAGUAAGUGGUGAUGAUGAUUCAGAUAACACGAGUGAUUCGGAGUCAAAUUAUAUCUUAAGUUCGCUUAUACCAACAAAAUUAAAUGACAAAAUCGAAGAAGAAGAGGCACAUAAAAACGAAGAACAUCACGACCAUGAAAUGAAGGAACUAGAAGUUAAACAAGAAAAGAUUGAAGAUGCUUUCUUUUCUUCGAUUGCAUAUCAAAUUCGAGUUAUAGAAGAUCUUGUCCAUGAUAUUAAAGAGAAAAAAGUUGAUCCCUAUGAUUUGAAGCAAGAAAUAGACACAAAGACAGAUAUGGAACAAUUUCGGAUUAUAGAAGACCUUUUACAUGAAAUUAAAGAGGAAAAUGAUGAACCACAUAGUGUUAAAGAAGAAAUUAACACAACAACAGACAUGCAACAAUUACGCAUUAUAGAAGAUCUUCUGAAUGAGAUAAAAAAGGAAAAUGUUGAUGAGAUCCAUGAUGUGAAGCAAGAAAUGGACACAAAAAUAGAUGGUCAUCAACUUCAAAUGAUAGAAGAUCUUUUGCGUAAGAUGAAGGAGGAAAAAGAUGAACCUCAUGAUUUGAAACAAGAAAGCGAGGUAGAGAAACAGACAGAUGUGCAUCAACUUCGAGGUGUAUUAGAAGAUUUAUUGUAUGAAGUGAAGGAGGAUGAAGUUAUGACCGUAAAAAGAGAACCAUUGGACAGAUCAAUGGAUUUUUGAAGCCAAAAGUCUAUCUGAGUUAGCGCAUACAGAAAAACAUACCAAAAAUACACAACAUUGCCCUUAAAUAAUUUGUUAGAAUAUUGUUAAAGCUUUUAAAAUAUUGUUAAUUAGCGUUAAAUACUAUUAUUGAUAAAUUUUCUUGCAAGUUCCUGUAUAAAUAUAAAUAGUUCAAAAACAGACCUCAGAUUAUACUAAGUGGAAAAACUUAUAACACAAUUUUAUCGUUUUGAACUUUGUUAAAAUAUUAGUUUUGAUUUCAUGUUUUAAAUACUAAAUAAGUCAACCCUGUUUUGAAUUAUUACUUUCCUUGUAACUUUUAUCUCAAUAUAUCUAAAUUUGAAUUUGAAUUAUUUCCCACUAUCUCUUAUACUUUAUGCUUAAACUAAUGUUAAUUAAUUCUUUCCAUCUGAUUAUCUACAUAUUUAAAUAGUCACAAAUAACUAUUUUAAUAGUUAAAAUUGACUAUUUAAUUGUUAAUUUAAAAAAUACAUCGAUUGACUAUUAAAAUAUUCACAAAUAACUUUUUUUAACUAUUUAAAACAGUUAUCCCGACUUUAACUAAGAAAAUAGUUAUACAGGGUGUCCCAAAAGUUUACGUCGAAACGAAAACGGUAGAUAGGAUAGGUGAUGACAGUUAUCAGAAAAAUAAUAAAAAAAAUCGCAGCCAUAUAUUUUGGGAGUUAUGAGCAUUUGAAAAAAAGUCGACAAAAUGGUCACCCUGUGACGGUUUUUCAUGUUCCGUGACUACAAAUCUUAAUUUUUCUCAUUUUUUUCUUUUGUUACGGAAAAUUUACCUCAUAAAAAAGUCGGAUUUCUUAAGAAAAAAAAUUUUAUCUCGGUUAUCUAUGAAAUAUUCCCAACAAUGUUAUACCAUUUUGAAAAGAGAAUUGAACACACCAACUUUUAAGGCAACUUGCCGAAACAUCGUAGUGUAUUUUUUUUACACUACGGCUCAUUGAAUUAGAGUCAUGUAAAAUUUUUUAGUACUAAGUUGGGUAAAAAAGUAAUAUUUUCUUUAAAACUGAUGCAGGUGAGUUAAAAAAUUUGAAUGCAUUUGAUAGCAGGGUUAUUCAAGGUUCCGUAACAAAAGAAAAAAAUGAGAAAAAUUAAGAUUUGUAGUCACGGCACAUGAAAAACCGUCACAGGGUGACCAUUUUUUCGACUUUUUUUCAAAUGCGCAUAACUCCCAAAAUAUAUGGCUGCGAUUUUUUUUAUUAUUUUUCUGAUAACUAUCACCACCUACCCUAUCUACCGUUUUCGUUUCGACGUUAACUUUUGGGACACC